AUGCCCCUGUAUCUCGACUACCUUUGGUCCCUACGGGAAAAAAAGGCAUUCAAUGGUGAAGUCGUCACCUUCUAUGUCGGUAAACAAAAGAAAAAGUUUUUUAUACAUAAGAAACUCCUUAUCGAAACCACAGACACACUCAGAGUGGCAUUGAACGGGACUUUCACAGAAGCAGCCACUCUUGAGAUGAAUUGGCCCGACGAUGACGAGUUAACGUUUUGCUGUUAUCGGGAUUUCUUAUACCACGGUGAUUACGAUAUGCCAGAGGGUCUUGACGUAUGCAGGAUUGCGGCUACGCAUCUACCGCCUGCUUCUGUCCCUCUUGGCCCCACUUCGGAUAAUUCGACCUUGGGUAACGGGGACACAGACGCGCCGGGGAAGGAUGAAAUAACUCACGUGAACCCCGAGGAGGACCCUAUCACCAUUCCUAACUCACUCAAAGACCUACCUCCCUCUCCAUCGAUUGAGGGGAGUGCAGUAAAAGAUGUGCAAUCUCCUUCAGCCCAACCUAUGUCUUUUCCACGUUCGCUCAAUGCCUUCCUUUCACACGAGCCUCUCAACGAAAGGACCGGAGAGAAACGCAAGCGCCCUACUGAGGGAGCUGCACUCUUGGCAGUGAAAGCAUUCCAAGAAUUAUGGCCAUGCAAAAACUUUUUUGACGACAUUACGUGGGUAGCUUCCGAACAAGACGAUGCUGACGUCUUUAGAGACUCUGAUCUUCUGAUUAACGCUCGAGUCUACAUUCUCGCCGAUAGGAAUAUCUGCAAACCUUUGAUCCAUAUAUCUCUAUACCAUUUAAAGGUUGCCCUUCGGUGUUAUGUCCUGGAGAACAUCACCUCGCUCAUGGAAGUUGUCCGUGUACUCUAUGAAUCGACACAACAGAACGACCCUGCCCGGAUCCUGGUUUCCGCCUACAUUGGAUGCUUUUAUGAACGAAUCAGGCAUUUAGAGCCAUUUGAGGAAGUUUAUCUGGAAGUGGCGGAUUUUCGACAUGAUCUUCAAAACUGGUUAGAUCUACGGCUUGCAGGUGGUGAGGAGGGCUUUGAGGUCAUUCCGCAACAGCAGCAUUCCGCCCUCCUCCAACAUGCAUCACUGGUUAUGCAUGGUGCUGAUCCAGGCCUCAACGGCAAGCUUGAGCUGUUGAACCUUGCUGAGGCUGAGCUCAGGGCACCUAUCUGGAUUGACUUGGAGGAGAACAGCUGA
This is a messenger RNA of Fusarium redolens, 1203 nucleotides long. RefSeq lists its product as uncharacterized. Gene Ontology annotation, molecular function: protein binding. The record is from RefSeq and is a predicted model, not a curated record. The transcript has 3 exons. The coding region runs from base 1 to 1203 and encodes 400 amino acids. Lineage: Eukaryota; Fungi; Ascomycota; Sordariomycetes; Hypocreales; Nectriaceae.